Messenger RNA from Marchantia polymorpha subsp. ruderalis, 1625 nucleotides. NCBI's taxonomy places the organism in Eukaryota, Viridiplantae, Streptophyta, Marchantiopsida, Marchantiales, Marchantiaceae. The record is from the annotation of a GenBank genome assembly.
CUGCAAUGAGGAGCAGAGUCGAGAGACUAUGCGCGCAGGAAGCAAGGAAGCAGAACACGGAAUUCAGCGAUGGUGGUUGGCUUGGGAUUAUCCUCGGCGGAGAAGAGUUACAUUGCUGGGGGCAUUGCCGUCGACCUUCGAGGCGAUGGCAGAGGCCGCCAUCACUUCCGGGAUUUCUCCAUUGACACGUCGAUUAUUCCUCAGGCUAAUGGGUCCGCGAGGUUAAGGCUCGGAGGCACGGAUGUCAUCGCGAGUGUGAAGGCUGAAUUAUGUGCACCACCACCUGGUCGGCCUCAUCAUGGAAAAUUGGAGAUUAAUGUCGAAUGCUCACCCACGGCAGCUCCCGAAUUUGAGGGUAGGGGAGGAGAAGAGCUUUCCAUGGAUUUAUCCAGAGCAUUGCAGAGGAGCUUUUUGGGCGGUGCAAGUGGAGCAGGUGCAGCGAUUGAUUUGGCGUCAUUAGUUGUUCUUGAAGGCAAAUUAUGCUGGAUGCUGUAUUUUGACGGACUUGUGUUGAGUUCAGAUGGAAAUUUACUGGAUGCUCUGUCUAUUGCAAUGAAGGCUGCUCUGAGCAACUGUGGACUUCCCAAGGUUGAAAUCACAAGUGGCACCAAUCCUGAGGAUGACGCCGACUUUGAACUAAACGAGGAAGAGUUUACUCCAGUGGACACCUCCCGUUUUCCAGUAAUUGUGACACUAACCAAGGUGGGUAAACAUUACAUUGUCGAUGCAACGGCCGAAGAAGAAUCACAAAUGACUGCGGCAGUCUCAGUUGCAGUCAACAAGAAAGGUUCAAUAUGUGGACUAACAAAGCGUGGUGGGACGGGGCUGGAUCCGAGUGUGUUGUUGGACAUGAUUUCUGUAGCUAAGCGAGUGAGUCAAACGCUCAUUACAAGUAUCGACGCUGAGAUCAGCGCUGCUGAAAGUAGACACGACGAUCAAUAGUAGUUGGAGUAUCAAGGCUGACUGUGGGGUUUUUAGCUAGUUGAAACACAAUUUUGCAGAUUAGAGAAGGUCUAUGCAAUAUCUUCUUCGUUGCACGGUUCUUGAGAGAGAAAGAAAGAGAAAAGUUUAACAUGUAGGUUUCUAGAUAUGGAAGGUCUAGAAUUAGGAAACGCGCUUACUCGCAGUGCCUUUAAAAAAAUGUGUGAAGUUGUAUAUCCAGCGCUUUCAAGGCGCUGCAGACAAAGUAAGAAGCUUGUACAUAUUCCUGUCUCCGCCACACCUUCAAGUCUGUUGAUGUGGCUAUGCAUAAUUUUCUAUAAUCCAGAUUUUGGCCAUUUUUUCGAAAGAUGUUGGGUCUUCACGCUUUUUCUGGUCAACCGUCUAUCUGUGUGACCAAGCCUCUGUUCUGACCGCAAGCAUCGAUUUCAAAUGAAUCAUCAAGUUUUUCUCCACAAUGCAGGUUUGUUCUGCAGAUUGGACAGUCCGUACAGGCUGUGAUGUCACUCUCCAAGUGGCAGAUACUCCCUGGAUCUCAGGGCAGUGCGCUAUUCACUGAGAGAACGAAGUCCUGGUCCGGCUGUGUGUAGGUUUACACUAUCUUAUGUAGGAGAAAACGUGAAUCUUGGAGUAUGUCAUAGUGCCUUGAGUUCAAUAAAUCCAGGCUGGUCGUGGACAGCUUCCUC